Molecule: messenger RNA, 2173 nt
Organism: Tarenaya hassleriana
Lineage: Eukaryota; Viridiplantae; Streptophyta; Magnoliopsida; Brassicales; Cleomaceae
Product: 60S ribosomal export protein NMD3-like
Exons: 5
Coding region: 1-2022 (673 amino acids)
Biological process (GO): ribosomal large subunit export from nucleus
Cellular component (GO): cytoplasm; nucleus
Molecular function (GO): ribosomal large subunit binding
Source: RefSeq, a predicted model, not a curated record
AUGGAUCCUGCCCAAACUUCUUUGGAUGCAUCUGUUUCGAUGAUCAAGAAGUCUUUGAUCGUUGGGUUGUAUAAUUUUGGAUUUGAGAAAUCCUUGUUCAGAAACUUUAAUCUAUUUACAAAACUAUUCCUAAAACGUAACACUAACCCUAAUUAUCUAACUCAGUCUCUCACUCGCCACUCGGUCUCUCUCCCACUCGCGAUUUGUUGCGCCUCCGCCCUCCAUCACUCUCGACUCUGGUCGCCUGAAACGCUGAGCUCCUCUUGUGAGCUUUCCGGUUGUCGUCGCCUGAGCUUCCGCCUCCAUCAUCGCCGUGCUCUCUCUUCGUCCGCCUCUUCUCUCUCUCGGUUGUCUUCGCCUGAGCUUCUCCCUCGUCGCCUUGCGCUUCUCCCUCGUCGCCUUGCGCUUCUGUCUUCUCCCUCGCCGUCUGUCUUCGCCGCUUCUGUUCGACCAUUUUCUUUCUCUCCCUCGAGUUUAACGAUGAAUCAACAAUCAGGCAUGUUCACCGUUCAUCAAACUGUCGGCAGCGUUCUGUGCUGCAAGUGCGGUGUUCCCAUGGCACCGAACGCCGCCAAUAUGUGCGUUACUUGUCUCCGUUCUGAAGUCGACAUCACAGAAGGAUUGCAGAAACAGGUUCUGAUAAUCCAUUGCCCCGAGUGCGAUUGUUAUUUGCAGCCACCAAAAACUUGGCUCAAAGCUCAAUGGGAAUCGAAGGAACUCUUGACUUUCUGCGUCAAGAGGCUGAAGAAUCUGAAUAAGGUGAGGUUGGUUCACGCUGAAUUCGUUUGGACAGAGCCUCAUUCCAAGAGGAUCAAGGUUAAGCUGAGAGUUCAGAAAGAAGUUCUCAACGGUGCGGUUCUUGAGCAAGCUUACGUUGUCGAAUACACGGUAAGAGACCAGAUGUGUGACCCGUGCUCUAGAAUUCAGGCUAACCCGGAUCAAUGGAUUGCCUCGGUUCAGCUCCGGCAGCACGUUCCUCACCGACGGACCUUCUUCUAUCUAGAACAGCUGAUACUGAAACACGAUGCAGCUUCUCGGGCCAUCAGAAUACAACAGGUGGAUCAGGGUAUUGAUUUUUUCUUUGGGAACAGGAGUCAUGCCGUUAACUUUGUGGACUUUCUGCGUAAACUUGUUCCGGUUGAUUAUCGCCAUGACAAGAGUCUGGUCUCUCAUGAUUCCAAGAGCAACAACUACAACUACAAGUACACUUUCUCCGUUGAGAUCUGUCCCAUUUGCCGCGAGGAUCUUGUCUGCUUGCCACAAAAAGUGGCCAGCAGUUUGGGAAACCUUGGCCCGAUCGUGAUUUGCACUAAGGUAUCCGACAGUAUCACUCUUCUCGAUCCUAUAACCUUACGGCAUGCUUUCUUGGAUGCAAAACAGUAUUGGAGAUACAGGUUUAGAUCCGCACUCACCAGCAGACAGCUCGUGAAGUACUUUGUCUUCGAUGUGGAACCUCCAGUUGGGGAAGUAACUGCCGGUGGAACAAAGUAUGCUCUGUCCUAUGCCCAGGUGGCUCGUGAAUCGGACAUCGGUCACAUCUUUUACAUCCCAACACAUCUAGGCCAUAUCUUGAAACCUGGGGAUCAAGCUCUGGGCUAUGAUCUCUAUGCGGCUAACGUGAAUGACAAUGAGCUGGAGAAGCACGGGAUGACCGGCUCACUUCCCGAGGUGAUCCUGAUCAAGAAGAGCUACGAGGAGCAGAGGGAAAGGAAAAAGAAUAAGCCUCGUUCAUGGAAGCUCAAGUCGCUGCCGAUGGAAACCAGUGAUCCUAGAGGCAGAGGCGAUGAAGAGAAGAUAAGCAAGGAAUACGAAGAGUUCUUGAGGGAUCUUGAGGAGAAUCCGGAACUUAGGUUUAACGUAUCCUUGUACCGGGACAAGGAUUAUCAGCCCUCUGAAACGACUUCUAUGACCGACGGGGAAGGUGCUCCUUCUGUCCCGAUCGAAGAGUUGCUGGUAGAUCUCAAGCUCAGCGACGAGGAAGAGGAAGAAGAAGACGAGUAUGAGGAGGAUAUGGAGGAAUAGUUUUUGUCUUGAAUUUGUCCGUUACAGUUGAAGAAUCAAUUCAGUUUGGUCCCUUAUAGUUAUAGUUUCUAUAAGAGUUAUAUUCUACAUUUAUGUCGUGUCGUGUAAGAGAAUUCAGGCCAGUUUCCAUCUCUAUGUUUUGGUGACCUUA